UCGGUGGAAGAUAAUCGACGACCGUUUUAUAACAUUGCGCACAUGGUGAAUUCGAUACCGGAGAUCGAUUAUUACCUGAACCGAGGAGCCAACGCGAUCGAGGCCGACGUGAAUUUCUCCCCUGACGGUUCCGCGCUGAGCACCUACCAUGGAGUACCAUGCGAUUGCUUCAGACGAUGCAUGUUGCGCUCAAGCUUCUCCGACUACCUGAAGUACGUGCGCGAAGUGACCGUUCAUAAAGGCAGGAACAUUGCCCUGCUGAUGCUUGACCUCAAACUCGAAGAGUCCAAGGUGCCCAAAGCCUCGCAACGAUACGCCGGGAUAGAUCUGUUCACGAAGCUCGUCGAUCAUCUCUGGUACCAAGUGAAUCAGACCCAUCGCGUUAAUGUUCUCGUCUCGAUACCCCGAGCUCAGGACAGGAUGUUCUUGAAGGGAUUUCUCAGUGAACUCAACAAAGAAGAGAACCAAAAAUACGCGAAAAACAUCGGAUAUGACGUCGGAAUGAACUCGUAUCUCGCUGAGAUUUCCUCCAUGUACGAAUCGCUCGGUAUCAGGAAAAAUAUCUGGCAAGGCGACGGAAUCACGAACUGUCUCGUAGGCAUGCGACCCGAGAACCGAUUGCGGGAAGUCAUCGAUCUCCGCGACGCUCCGUCGGGUUAUGUGCGGAAGGUUUAUUACUGGACUAUUGAUUUGACGUCCGCCAUGGAGAACAUCCUCCAAUCGGGGGUGGACGCUAUCAUCACGAAUCAUCCUGAGCGUUUGAAUAGUCUAAUAAACUAUUCGUAUUCUGCUCGAUACAGACUUGCGAACCGGACGGAUUCUCCUUGGGAGAAAAUUAUAUCCGUAAGCAAGAGCGGGAGCUUGGCCGGAAGCCGGAGGGUCUUCCUCGAUAUCGUGGUCAAUAUCCUGGAAUUGGGAGCGCAAGCCCGAGACUACUUUUCGAGGUUGCUCUCUAGAUCAUCGAAAUAG
Molecule: messenger RNA, 969 nt
Organism: Galendromus occidentalis (western predatory mite)
Lineage: Eukaryota; Metazoa; Arthropoda; Arachnida; Mesostigmata; Phytoseiidae
Product: phospholipase D StSicTox-betaIC1-like
Exons: 1
Coding region: 43-969 (308 amino acids)
Biological process (GO): lipid metabolic process
Molecular function (GO): phosphoric diester hydrolase activity
Source: RefSeq, a predicted model, not a curated record